AUUUCCUGCCUAGAUGUCUUGGCAGCUCCCACUGCCAUGGAGACCACUGGAAGCAGAAGGAGCUGCUGGCGCCCAGAAAGCUGCAGAAGAAGCAAGCAGUCAGUGGGCUUGGACUAGCUGAACCAGUAGGUGAGCAGGGGCUGGACCAGAGAGCCAGGAGCCAAGUCGACCUAAUACAGCAAAACUCACACACACAGUUCCUGUGUGGGCACUGGAAAAGGAGCAGGAGGAAGAGGUUCACAGCUCCUUGAUCUGUCUCCUUCCUUCUACAGCCAUGUUUGUCACUGUGAUGUUUGGAGUAACCAUUGCCCUCCUGGCUGAAGACGGGCACUUGGUGAAGUUAGAAGAGGAAAUCGCCCAGACCCCUUCCAUGGCCUGUUCCCUGUUACAGGAGCAAGGGACCUAUGUCCUGGUACAGGCCAUUAAAGGAAAAGAUGGGACCCCCACACAAUAUGAGUCGCUACUGGACAACCUGGAUGACCAAUAUCCAGAGUUAGCAGAGGAGCUGCGCCGGCUCUCAGGCUUCCCAACCACAAGCAAUGGUCAGAGAAGACGCACGGGCAUUCGGCGUGGCCACCGGGAGCAAGGCCUCCCUUCAAGGUCUCGAAGGGUGACCUCCUUAUCAUCCAGAAACCGAUAACUGAAGCCAGAGCGGCCAGGUCCAGAAAAGGUCCUAUGACCCGGCACACCACAGCCAAGCUGGACUCGAAUCCAAGGCGACUGGCCCUGACCUCUGCUCUAUGGUGAACUGCAAACAGACAGCAAUCCAGCAGCAUUCCUCUUUCAGAAUCUGGCGUUACUAAGACGUUGCAUCAGCGAGAAGGGAAAGGUCACAGACAGGAUGUGAGAGCCCCCGCCUCCCCCCCCACCCCAUCUGAGUGCAGAGAAAAGGAUCCAAGGACAAAAUAAGAAGAGAGAAGGCACAGAUGUUCCUGUGGGCAGAGAUAUAGGCUCCUCUUGAGGUUUUAGGUCCCAGGGAAUCACUUUCAAAUGCCUCUCCCCUCUCCCCACCUAGGAGUGUCCUUGGUUAUCCACAAUGCAGAUAACAGGGUUCCUCCCACCCCACAGGUUGAAGGACAGCCCAGGGUUACAUAACAAGAUCCCCCCCCACACACACACCUCCUCUCUCCCACCUCCACAAAGAUGAGGCAUAGCACAUUAAUGAGACAGCCAUUCCCCUAUCUCCCCUGAUCCCGCCUCCCAGCAGACAGGGUAGUAAGUGGGAACGCAGCAGGCUGUGGUCUAAAGUAAACUCUUUAAUUGAA
Messenger RNA from Apodemus sylvaticus (European woodmouse), 1265 nucleotides. It is a transcript of the gene C19H22orf15, whose product is annotated as chromosome 19 C22orf15 homolog. NCBI's taxonomy places the organism in Eukaryota, Metazoa, Chordata, Mammalia, Rodentia, Muridae. The record is from RefSeq and is a predicted model, not a curated record. The transcript is spliced from 5 exons. Bases 275 to 640 code for a protein of 121 amino acids.